Ostrinia furnacalis (Asian corn borer) is the source of this 2474-nucleotide messenger RNA. It is a transcript of the gene drk, whose product is annotated as growth factor receptor-bound protein 2 drk. NCBI's taxonomy places the organism in Eukaryota, Metazoa, Arthropoda, Insecta, Lepidoptera, Crambidae. Gene Ontology annotation, molecular function: protein binding. The transcript is spliced from 6 exons. The coding region runs from base 221 to 856 and encodes 211 amino acids. The record is from RefSeq and is a predicted model, not a curated record.
AGUAUUUCUGUGAAGUGGUGAUGUGACUGAUGUGUGGCCUGAAUUUGAACGAAAUAUUUCUGAAUUUGCGUUUGAAACAAUAAUUUUAAUAAUAUUCUGUAAGACAAUAUAUGCAUUAUGAUUAUUUUAAUGCCAUAAUUAUAAGUGAUAUCGAUAGGUUGCAUACUUUGUGAGUUAUUUUGGUAAUCGGUGACAUUACAGUGAAGUGCCUAAUUUGAUCAUGGAGGCUAUAGCAAAACACGAUUUCACAGCAACUGCUGAUGAUGAACUCAGUUUUAGGAAGAAUCAGGUUCUAAAAAUACUUAACAUGGAGGACGAUAUGAAUUGGUACAGAGCUGAAUUAGACGGCAAAGAAGGACUCAUUCCUAGCAACUAUAUUCAAAUGAAAAGCCACAAUUGGUAUUAUGGAAGAAUCACAAGAGCAGACGCAGAAAAACUCUUAGCUAAUAAACCAGAAGGUGGUUUUUUGAUUAGAAUCAGUGAAUCAAGCCCUGGAGACUUCUCACUGUCUGUGAAAUGCCCAGACGGCGUCCAGCACUUCAAAGUGCUUAGGGAUGCCUCAAGCAAAUUCUUCCUCUGGGUGGUGAAGUUCAACUCCCUAAACGAGCUAGUUGACUACCACCGCACCGCAUCAGUGAGCCGCCUCCAAGACGUCAAGUUGAGAGACGUCGUGCCCGAAGAAAUGCUGGUGCAAGCGCUAUACGACUUCACGCCGCAGGAGGCCGGUGAGCUGGAGUUCAGGCGCGGUGACGUCAUCACCGUCACCGACCGCUCCGAUCAACAUUGGUGGCAGGGCGAGAUUGCUCACCGGCGCGGUCUCUUCCCGGCGUCGUACGUGACGGCGUACCACUCAUAGUGGGAGCCCGUCGCCCCGUGGGCAUACGCCGCCUAGUGGGCGCCCGCCGCGGAUCGACACCCAUAACAUUAUACUACGCUCAUAUCACUACAUUACUACGACGCUUAGUACGUAACGCGAGGAAACGUUAUAGUUUUCUUAGUCUGUGUGUUGUUUGGUGAACGUUCCGUGCCCGCGGCCCUGCUGCCGAGUACGCCUCACGGUCCACGCCCGUUCUCCGUGUAAUGUUCUGAUACAUGGUGCUUUGUUUUCUACAAUCGAUCACACGAAUCUGAAUUAUUCUGUAAUGCGAACCAUGUGGCCGCUAUGUUAGUCCGUAUUAGUCGUGAGUAAAAUGCCUUAAUUUAUGCAAUAAAGAAUUUUGGUAGUACAAAAAUUUACUUCGUGCAGUGUUGCGUUUGGUGUUAUGUGACGAAUUUACUGUCUCCUUUAUUAUAAUAUGUAACCGUGACAAUUUGCAGGACGAAACAGCAACGUUGUCCUUAAUUACGUGCCAGAAUGUUAUUUGUAGUUUUUUGAAAUAUGUUUAGUAAUAUAAAAGUAAUAAAUAGGGAUCAAAUCAGUUCUAUUACUGAAAUUCCCCAUGCAUAGGUUUUUUAUUGAUGUGAUUUUUAAAGUAUGACCAUUAUUUAUCCUAUUUUAUUAGUCUAUAAUGCUCAUUUUUAAAAUAUUUACCAUUUACGUGUUAGUUAAGUAAUAGCUUUAAGUUCAUUUUAUACAUUUCAACAUUAUUUUUUUAUCAUUGGUAUUCAAAAGUAUUUAAUCUGGUACCAUAGUCACGUAGGAUGUAAAAUGUAGCGUCCUUAAAGCUUAGCUCUCGUAGACUUAGGCCAGACGAAUAGUUGCGUUACGCACAAUUUUGUACUACAGAUAUUGAAUGUUUUUGUGAAAUUAUUUUGGAUACAACCAUGUUUUGAUAGAACGGAUUAUACAGCGAGGAUUUAAUAUAAUAAUAUGUAUGUAAAUGUAACAUCGUGCUUUUAUUAUCGCUUUUGAUGUGUUUAUUUGAUCAUUUGUUACCGUUUUAGUGUUUUACCAAUUAAUGAGAAAGUAACGAAUGUAAUAAGAAAUCUGCUAAAAUUUUAACGUAAAAUAAUGAUUAAUGAAUACAUUAUAGUAUAUGACGACGGUAGCGAGUAGUCUACUGGAUAUGUCUUACGUUCGAAGAGGUUUGUAAAUCGUGGCACUCGGAAUGUGUCAUUGUACUUAGUUAGCGUUAACAUUUAGUCAAGACUUGAGACGGAUAAAACUUUGAGUGGUCGUUGAUCCAAUGUAGAUAUUUAUUUUUGUUAUUGUAUUGUACCCAAAAUUACUAUAUUUAUCGAAACGUACGUGAAUAGAAUUUGAGUCUUAAUGGUUCGGGAUCGCUUCCUCUGUAGAGUCGAGGAUGUCCCGAGCGGCUUGUUUUUGUAUUUCCCCUUCAGCAAAGCAUUUACUGUGUGUAUUUAUAGGAUAAGCAAUGCAAAUCGUAACGCGCAAGUUGUGAUCGGUCAACUGGUGAGAAAUAUAUAGAUAUACAAAUAUAAUACACCAAUAAAUUCGAAAUAUUGUCCAUGAAUUUGUGCUUCUCGCUGUAGUGACAAAUAAGUGCAUGAAGGCAAGUUUUAAGAAAAAGAAG